GCGCCCAUCCUCUCUCUCUCUCUCUCUCUCUCUCUCUCUUUCUCUCUCUCUCUCUCUCUCUUUCUCUCUCUCUCUCUCAGUGCGACUCCUCAGAGGGAUCAGGAGUAGACUAAGUCAAACUUCUGGCAGUUUAAGAAUUGUGCGCAACGUCGUGGAGGAUCCAAGCCGUCAAGUUUAUUCUUUCUGGUUUCAUGGGUUCAUCAACGAGGAAGACAAGGGGAUGGAAACAUGGGAUCUAAUCUCAGCGGAGUCAAGAGGAGUCUAAUACACAAAUAAAACAGGUCUCUGUGGUGAUGUUGCCAUGUGCCAGCUGCCAUCUGCUCUUAUACUUCUUUAUUCAGCAGGACUGAUGUCCAGAUGGUGUGCCCCUCCAUGUGCGGUCCAGCUCAACUCUCCCUGACUGUUUCAUGGGCCACAAACCGACCCAAGCAUCCACGGCCACUUGAUUCAACCCCACCAAACACUGUACACCUCACCCUAAACCCCCCACCCCUGACCUUCACCCCCAGUCCCUCAACUCCCUCUGUUUCACUCUCGGUCAAGUGUCCCCUCGCGUUUCGUCAGACCUAACCCUCCCUCAGCCCGACAUGGUGGCCAGCAUUCCCGCUCUACUCUUGGUCAUGAUGUGUCGGGGCGUCCUCCCCUUUGUCGGAGACCCACCUCCACCCCGCCGAGAGAUCCGCAUUGAGGGCGACCUGGUUCUCGGCGGAUUGUUCCCCGUGCACGAAAAAGGUUCUGGGAUGGAGGAGUGUGGUCGCGUGAAUGAGGACAGAGGGAUCCAGAGGCUGGAGGCCAUGCUGUUCGCCAUAGACAGAAUCAAUAUGGACAACAUUUUGCUGCCCGGCGUGUCCCUUGGGGUUCACAUCCUGGACACCUGCUCCAGGGAUACCUAUGCACUGGAGCAGGCUCUGGAGUUUGUGAGAGCUUCCCUCACCAAGGUGGACGACACAGAGUUCAUCUGUCCAGACGGAUCUUACGCUCUGCAGGAGGACAGCCCACUCGCGAUUGCCGCAGUCAUAGGAGGAUCCUUCAGUAGUGUCUCCAUACAGGUUGCCAAUCUUCUCAGGCUCUUCCAGAUCCCUCAGAUAAGCUAUGCGUCAACGAGUGCCAAACUCAGCGAUAAAACCCGCUAUGAUUACUUUGCCCGCACGGUGCCCCCUGACUUCUAUCAGGCCAAAGCCAUGGCCGAGAUCCUCCGGUUCUUCAACUGGACAUACGUUUCCACCGUGGCAUCUGAGGGUGAUUAUGGUGAAACCGGAAUAGAGGCCUUCGAGCAAGAGGCACGCAUGAGGAACAUCUGUAUCGCCACUUCAGAGAAGGUGGGGCGUUCAAACGCUAAGAAGUCCUAUGAAGCCGUGAUCCGUCAGCUCCUCCAGAAACCAAAUGCCCGCGUGGCUGUCCUCUUCCUGCGCAGCGACGACGCCAGAGAGCUGCUGGCAGCUGCUGCUCGGCUCAACACAUCCUUCAUCUGGGUGGCAAGCGACGGCUGGGGUGCACAGGAAAGCAUUGUCAAGGGAAAUGAGGUCACCGCCGAAGGAGCCAUCACACUUGAGCUGGCAGCCAAUCCCCUGCCAGAAUUCAACCGCUACUUCCUCAGCUUGGACCCGGUCAAAAACCACCGCAAUCCCUGGUACAGGGAUUUCUGGGAGCAGAGGUUCCAAUGCUCUUUAGGUGGUGGAGGAACCGGAGGAGGGGCAGGUGUUGGACUGGGGGAGACACACCUCCUCCCACCAUGUGACAAGGACUUGUCAAUGGACAAGAAUAACUUUGAACCUGAGUCAAAGAUCAUGUUUGUGGUGAACGCAGUGUACGCUAUGGCUCAUGCCCUUCACAACAUGCAACGGAGUCUGUGCUUCAACACCACCAAGCUGUGCGACAGCAUGAAGGCGUUGGACGGGCGCAGACUCUACAGGGAUUACAUCCUCAAUGUCAGCUUCACAGCCCCUUUCUCUCCGCCGGGCAGUGAGACAGCAGUGAAGUUUGAUUCCCAAGGGGACGGCAUGGGCCGAUACAACAUCUUCAGCUACCAGCGCUCUGGCGACCGCUACGGUUACAUGCCGGUGGGUGAAUGGGCAGAGAGUCUGAGUCUGAGCAGUGAACUCAUUCACUGGCCAAGGGAAGUGGUGCCCACCUCGCAGUGCAGCGACCCCUGUGAGCGUAAUGAGAUGAAGAAAAUGCAGGCAGGUGAGUACUGCUGCUGGAUCUGUACUGCCUGCGAGCCUCAUGAAUACCUGGCUGAUGAGUUCACCUGCUCGCCCUGCGCUCCUGGCCAGUGGCCCACUGACGACCUGACGUCCUGUUAUGACCUUCCUGAGGACUAUAUAAUGUGGGAAGACGGCUGGGCCAUUGGUCCAAUUACUAUUGCCUGUGCAGGGUUCGUGUGCACUGGCCUGGUGUUCUGGGUAUUUAUCCGACACAACAACACACCGCUGGUGAAAGCUUCGGGCAGGGAGCUAUGUUACUUUCUUCUCUGGGGAGUCUUCAUGUCCUACGCCAUGACUUUCCUCUUCUUGGCCAAACCCUCUCCUGCCAUCUGUGCCCUGCGGCGACUCGGCCUGGGCACGUCGUUUGCUGUUUGCUACUCGGCCCUCCUCACCAAAACCAACAGAAUUGCCAGGAUUUUCAAUGGCGUGAAAGACGGAGCGGGUGCAGUGAGGCCACGCUUCAUUAGCCCGUCCUCUCAGGUGUUCAUCUGUCUGAGUCUAAUCUCCGUCCAGUUAGUGAUGGUGUCAGUGUGGCUGCUGCUGGAGGUUCCGGGGACAAGGCGCUUCACGUUGCCAGAGCGACGGCAGACUGUCAUCCUCAAGUGUAAUGUACGCGACUCAAGUAUGCUGCUGUCACUGGGAUACGACGUGCUCCUGGUCAUCCUGUGUACUGUGUAUGCCUUCAAGACCAGGAAGUGCCCAGAGAACUUCAAUGAGGCCAAGUUUAUUGGGUUCACCAUGUACACCACCUGUAUAAUUUGGCUGGCCUUUCUUCCCAUCUUUUAUGUUACAUCAAGCGACUACAGGGUUCAGACCACCACCAUGUGUAUCUCAGUCAGCCUGAGUGGCUUUGUGGUCCUGGGCUGUAUGUUCGCACCUAAGGUCCAUAUCAUCAUGUUCCAGCCGCAGAAGAAUGUGACCAGCCAUAGGCUUAACCUCAAUCGCAUCAGUGUCAGCGGGGCUGCCACCACAUACGCAUCUCACGCUUCUGUCAGCGCCCACUACGUACCGACCGUCUGCAACGGGAGAGAAAUUGUCGACUCCACCACUUCCUCCCUGUGACCACAUACAAACCACUCUCUAAAUCUGCCCCUGCGACUGUUAGCCAAUCCAUGAACACCAUCCCCUUCCACCUUCUCUCCCCACCACAUGCACAUAUGCAUAACCCAUACACCUACAAACAAACAAACAACCUUCCUUGUGGACUAGAACUGUAUUGUUUCACAGAUGUAGAAAGUGUGUAACUAUAAUUAAAUUAUUUUCUAGGGAUGUACAUACAUGGAAUCGACAUUGUUGUAAGUAGAGAAACAAAAGAACAAAAAAAGUUUUUAGGAGGAAUUUUGGAGCCUUUGUUUUUGAUAGCUUUGUUAUGAUGCCGUGUAAAUAGACAUGCGCUUCAUCAUGGUAGGAGGGUGUGUGUCCCUCAGUCUGGAUGCACAUUUGUGGCUAUGCUUGCCUCACCUGCAAUAUUCCACAGACUUUUUAUUCUCAUGCUUUUUUGUAGGUCUCAUUGUAAUAACUGAUUAUGUAUGCAUUUCUAUUGUGUAUCUUUACAUUUGUAUAUUAUACUACUGAUGGUUCAAACAGCACAAUGUUGACAGUCUUGUGAUCCUAGAAUGAAUGGGGAAAGAAGCAUAAACUGGAUAGAAAAUAACGGCUGGAAAAAAAAAAUCCAUCAAACUCAUUGACUUUCUGUGUCAGAACCCAAUUUUUUUUGUUUGAGAAUUUGUCUUUUCACGUCUUGAUAGAUACGAUUUCCAUCCUAGAUGUGUGUGAAGAAACCAUUGUGGCUGUUUUUGCAGGAAAGUAGGUUUUGCUUUUGAUACUUUUCUAUUUCUGAUCAUGGAAUCCCUUUAUCUGAAUGGCCAUAGUUCCAGACAUGUGUUCACCAAAGCAACAGUACUGUGUAUUGCUGCAAUGGAUCGCUAAUAAUAACUAAUAGCAGGGCUCGAAAAAGUACAUCACUUGUAUUUAUUUUGCCUCAAAGCUUUCAAUACAGACAGCGCUGUGAGAGUCCUGCCAUCCAAGACAAAUGGGUGUCUUACUGAAGUAUUAUGAAUUUGUAAUCAAAUGACUCAAACUGUAAUGAAGGAAAACAGGCUGCUUUGCUGAACACAUGUUGAGUUUUUCCAACUACAGGCAGUGGUAGCUUGUGUUUUUGUGCCCAACAGAUAUGGUGAUGUUUUGAAUAUGGCUAUGUGCCUUAAUUUAUCAUGAUAGUGCUCCAGGCAGAGGUUGUGAGAGGAAAGAGUACAUAUUUCAGGGCAACACAAUGCCAGUUAGUUUUAUUUCCUUCCAAGCCUUCCGCCAUUGAUUGUUUACCUGAAGUGUUGAAACAGUGACAAAGGUUUUAAUGACUUUCUCUGCACCCCUUCUUUCUCCAGCCUGAGAUUGGGGGAGGGGAAACCCACCCGUCACACUGAUUUUACAUUUUUACAGCUUAGCAGCUCCGAUAAAAGAAGGAAGGAGAAGAGAAGUUCAUAUACCAUUAAGAUGAAGUCAUUGACUCGUCGACUUAUUGAAGUGUGCAGUUUACAUGCCUGUGUUAAAUGUGUUGACGUUGAGAGGCACAGUGGAGCAGCUGGCCUCGGCAGUCCCAGAGAGGCUCACGAGAGGAAGCAGAGCACACAGUGUCAGCUGCUGGCAGAGCCCAGAACUCACAUGCAUAACAUACUUUACACUUAUCACAACAUACAAACCCAUCAAACUCGCUGUUUGUGGAUGGAAAUGUGAAUCUGUUGGGUGACUUUCCUGAGGUAGGGGAGUAAAUGGUAGAGAAGCUCAUAUGAAUAAAGUUUUUCAAAGAAAAUCUUAUUAGCCUAAAUUAGGGGACUAAUUUAGCAUCACAGCAUAUUUAAUUUGUACUGUGCAAGAUUUUUUGGCAUUUAGGAAAAUAAUUGUUAAACUGAUUUUAAAUGGUUACCUACUAUAAUAUGCUGUCUAAAAUAAAAAUGUGACUGUUAUACUUGAAAUUUCUAACAAAAUAUUUGAUCUGAAUCACUUAUUCGCUUUCCCAGACCAGUUUUUUUUUUUUAAAUCCAGGUUAAAAAUAAUUCAGCGGGUCGAGGCAGAGCUGUUGAACAUUCAUUUCUUGACCCAGCUGCACCUUUGCACAGCCAGUCUCCGUCAGCAGCCCCGUGAUUAUCACACUUAAUGAUUGAUUGAAAGAAUUUCGGGGGACGCACCAAGACGAGCCGACCUACAUCGGGGCUCGUGUCUUAGGUGCAGAGAGCAGGCUGAGAGAGAGCGAUGUGGCGGAGCAGAGGGGUGCUGCUGCUGGAUUAUGUAAAGCACUCCCACAGCCCAGAAGUCACAGUGCUUCCGUGGAAGCUCAAAGCAUCUCAGAGAUUCUGUCUUUGUUAGCAGAAAGCUUAGGCAUUCACUCAGUGGUCCUGCUCCCACAAGAUACACCCCGCAUGGCAGGUUGCUAUGGACAACCACCGCCACAUCCGCUGCUGGAAUGUGUGUUUGUCUGCCUGGAUAGGAGGGUGGGAGGAGGGGUGAGGAGAGGGGGCGAAAGAAGAGGAAUAUAAAGAGGAAAACCGGGGUGCGGGUUCCGAUUCAAAUUGGCAGUGACUGAUGAGACUUGGCUCAGCGAGGCCCAGUAUUCUACUCCCUGCUUUUAAUGGCCACACAAACAGAGCACUUAACCCCGAUUCUCUUCUCGCUCAGUCCAGCGACUAGUCUCGGACAACGGUCUCACACUCUUCCUCUGACCCUCGCCUUCUCAACCCGCCUCAACCCUUUGACCUUUCCCCCGCUAACUUUGUCCACCUCGUCCCCGCUCUGUGUGUGAAACUUGCUGCUGAGUCGGUCUCAGCCAGGACCACCUAAGCCGCGCCAACAGAUUGGUAUAGCCCACACUUAUACUGAAGCCCUCAGAUCUGGGUGCCCACAUCCAGCACAUUCCAAUGAGGCAGCCUUUAGGAGGCUGGAAAAGGGAUGAGGGGAAGAAGCUGCAGACAUUUGCAUCGCUUUGAAAUACAUCACCUUUCUCACCACAUUGCACCAUCAUAUCACGCACCCACUUACUCUAUCUGGAAGCUUCCUUAAUUGGAUUUAAUCAUGAAUAUCCCAGCUACGGACAUUGUUCCUCUGUUCACCGUCUGCCAACUGCCAUGUGCGCUACAACGGUCUCUGUGCUGUCGUCCCCCCUGCUACAUAACAGAAUGUGUCCUUGGCCUCUUGGCUUUGCAACAGGACAAGAUCUCUGCGGCCAAAUGAAGCUGAGGUCAAGCUGAACUCUGGAACUGGCUGCACACAAAGCAAUAGUUCCGCGUUUAUGAUACGUGCAAUAACGAGGCUGUGAUGACAUCAUAAUAAAUAACAACAAGCAAAUA
Molecule: messenger RNA, 6544 nt
Organism: Scophthalmus maximus (turbot)
Lineage: Eukaryota; Metazoa; Chordata; Actinopteri; Pleuronectiformes; Scophthalmidae
Gene: grm3
Product: glutamate receptor, metabotropic 3
Exons: 14
Coding region: 588-3266 (892 amino acids)
Biological process (GO): G protein-coupled glutamate receptor signaling pathway; regulation of synaptic transmission, glutamatergic
Cellular component (GO): membrane
Molecular function (GO): group II metabotropic glutamate receptor activity
Source: RefSeq, a predicted model, not a curated record